This is a messenger RNA of Cooperia oncophora, 363 nucleotides long. The record is from the annotation of a GenBank genome assembly. Lineage: Eukaryota; Metazoa; Nematoda; Chromadorea; Rhabditida; Trichostrongylidae.
AUGGCAUCGUUAGCGAUCCAUAACUAUAAUACUUUUGGUGGAAAUUGGUUGGACAUAGCUCAAGGAAACAUGCGACGCCAAGUUGAAGCCGGUAUCAGGGGACAUCGUUGUUUUGGAUCGGCAGCGAUCAACAUGAUGAUGGUCGCACAAGGUGCAUGUGAUGCGAUGGUUGAAUACGGUCUUCAUGCUUGGGAUGUGGCAGCAGCAGCGGUGAUCAUUUCCGAAGCGGGUGGCUGCUUAAUCGAUCCAACAGGAGCACCAUUCAAUGUGAUGUCUCGUAAAGUACUUUGUGCGAGCACGAUGGAGUUGGCACAAAGCCUUAGCAAUCUUCUCACCCACGCUGAUUUUGAGCCCGAAGGCUGA